Bolinopsis microptera is the source of this 2327-nucleotide messenger RNA. Its product is annotated as gamma-tubulin complex component 4-like. The transcript has a single exon. The record is from RefSeq and is a predicted model, not a curated record. Gene Ontology annotation, molecular function: gamma-tubulin binding; microtubule minus-end binding. NCBI's taxonomy places the organism in Eukaryota, Metazoa, Ctenophora, Tentaculata, Lobata, Bolinopsidae. Bases 1 to 1887 code for a protein of 628 amino acids. Gene Ontology annotation, biological process: meiotic cell cycle; microtubule nucleation; cytoplasmic microtubule organization. Gene Ontology annotation, cellular component: spindle pole; equatorial microtubule organizing center; centrosome.
AUGUAUGGGGAUUUGCUUCUUGCCCUAUCAGGACAUCCUGGAAGUAUAUUCGUCAGAGAUAGUGGUGGUGAAUUUCAUAUAAGUGAAGACACUCCUUGUUUAGCUCCACAUGAGGCUGCUCUCUUGAACCGUAUUUUGAAAAUAGCAAAAUAUUACUACAACAUCUUGGGGUUUACUAAUGUUCACAGAAACACUAUUAAAAUUCGCAGAACAAAAGAUCCACCUAAUGCAGGCCAGUACACUGCAGCCUUGUGCGUUGGUUUGGAAAAAGGCCUGAAGGGAUACAGAGAUACACUUAUAACCCUUGAUGCCCUCGUUCGUGAAAAUCCAAAUGUCCCCUUGUCACUACUUCAAUUUCAUUUGGACAAGUUUCAAAAUUUGUUUCCAAUCCUUGCCAAUAUCAUUGAUGAAAUCAGAACAAACGAGCACAUGAAAGGAUGUAAAAUUCUAGAGCUGUUGCAUGAACAAAGUGCUUGUGGAAUACCGUUUGUCAAAGAUCUAUUGUCUGAUUUAUUACAGAGUUGUCACAGUGUUUUUUACCAGCAGCUAUCAGCAUGGGUGUUACAUGGCCAAGUCAAAGAUUUCUUUGGAGAGUUUUUCAUUAGAGAUGUUCCAAGUACUGAUGCUGACGGAGUCCCAUAUGAAAAUGAAGGAGGCCUUUUUGCAAAACAUGAAAUGAAUAUUGACAUGGUACCACACUAUAUCAAUCCAAGAGUUAUUCAAGUCAUUCACUUCAUUGGCUCGUCUGUACAUAUUUUUGGAGCAAAGAAACAUUCAUCCAAUCCCCUCCAAAAGGAAGAUGAGGAUCAUUUUGUUGAGCUUUUGGAGAGUCUUCAGAGAAAAGACAAAUUCUGCUCAAUUGAAUUUGAAAGAGUGAUUGAGAUAAUGAGAGAAAAGGUGGCACAGCACUUAUAUUCAUUGAUGAUGAAUGAAGGGAAAUUACUUGAAACUCUUGAACUGUUUAAAGAUUUCUUUUUACUUGGUCGUGGAGAACUUUUCCUAGCAUUCAUUGAUAGUGCUGACAACAUGAUGCAACAUUCUGUUUCUAAGAAAAGCAGUGACAGUGAUAUAAACAGGUUGUUCCUUAAAUCCUACACUCAAUUGGGAUUCUCUAAUGAAGAUCAUGUUGAAAAGUUCCGGCUAAAAUUUGCCAGUGGUCUUGCCAAAUCCAAGUCAGCUGAACAAGUUCCAAGUAAAUGGAAUGACUUGACAUUAACAUACGAUGUUCAAUGGCCUCUUCAUGUGCUAUUUACUGCUGAUGUCAUGGCUGAAUACAACAAAAUAUUCAUGUGUCUAUUGAAGCUGAGUCGCUGUCAGAUUGCUUUGCAGACUGCUUGGAGUAUAAGCACCAGAUCUGGUUACAAGUUUGAUGCUGAUCUGUUGAACCUUCGCUCUAAUGUUGCUUAUCUCAUUGACCAGCUUCAGUAUUAUCUCCACGUUGAUGUCCUAGAAACAAAUUACACAGUCUUGCUCACUGAGAUCAAAGAAACUAAAGACUUUGAAGCCAUCAGAAGGGCACAUAAUAAGUUUUUGGGUGAAAUUCAGGCCUGGUCAUUCUUAUCAGAUGAAAGUGAUAAAACAGUCUCUCAAUUGAUUGAUCUGGUCAUCAUUCUUGGAUUUCAAACUGCUGUGAAAUUCACUUCGAUGGCUGAUAGUGAGUCUAAAGGAGCAUCUGUGAAGAAACUUUCAAGCAAUUAUGAACAUGUUGUUCUGAUUAUGGUGGCUCUUCUUGAAUCCAGUGCUGCACGUCAACACAAUUCUCUGAUGAACCAGUUGUUGCUAAGAGUUGAUUACAAUGGAUUCUUCUCAAACAAGAGGAACCAAAAGAAAGAGAGGUUAAGAAAGGCUGCUCUUUCGAGCAAAGUGGUUAAUCAGCCUCCAUCCUGACAAGUGACAAUUGUUGUACCUGCAAUUUGUUUGAAUACAGUAAAUUAAACAGUAAGUACUCAGUACUGAUAAAUCUCAUAGUUUGUUGCCUUACUAUACAAACUUAAUUGUAGCUUUGCAUUGUUGUAUUUAUGUAUUUCUCAAUUGCAUGAUUUGAGCCCUUCUGCUCUUUUAAAGCUGACACUUUUUUAGAAGCAUGGGUAUUUGCAUAAAUAAUAAACUUACCAUAUCAUUAAAUGGUACUAAAAAGUACCUGGUAUUUGAUUAUUUAUAAACCAAUUUUUAUACUCACAAUAGUAAUGCAAUCAGCAAUGUUAAGGUUUUGGUAUUUGUUUUCUUUUGCAAAUUUGUACAGUUAUUUUAUCACUUAAAUAUUUUACUGUGUUUCACAUCUUUGAGUCAAAAUUCUAUAAUGACUGAAUAUAAUAAUAUUGCCUUGA